Asparagus officinalis (garden asparagus) is the source of this 2338-nucleotide messenger RNA. RefSeq names its product ATP-dependent zinc metalloprotease FTSH 7, chloroplastic-like. Gene Ontology annotation, biological process: proteolysis. Bases 123 to 1778 code for a protein of 551 amino acids. Gene Ontology annotation, molecular function: ATP binding; ATP-dependent peptidase activity; ATP hydrolysis activity. The transcript has 13 exons. The record is from RefSeq and is a predicted model, not a curated record. Gene Ontology annotation, cellular component: chloroplast thylakoid; membrane. Lineage: Eukaryota; Viridiplantae; Streptophyta; Magnoliopsida; Asparagales; Asparagaceae.
GCGAGGUUGGAGGAGGGAGCCGGGCUCAGGAGGCCGAGGCCUUGAUCCGGAGCGUGACCCCUACAAAGAGAGUUGUGUAUAGGACGACUAGACCGGGAGAUAUCAAGACUCCAUAUGAGAAGAUGCUCGAGAAUCAUGUGGAGUUUGGCUCGCCAGACAAGCGCUCUGGUGGUUUCUUCAACUCAGCUCUGGUUGCUCUUUUCUAUAUUGCCUUACUUGCAGGUCUUCUCCAGCGCUUCCCGAUAAGUUUUUCCCAGCAUACUGCAGGCCAUUUGAGGAACCGCAAAACUUCAGGACCUGGCGGAGCAAAAGUAGUUGAUAAUGCAGAUGUAGUUACUUUCUCUGAUGUGGCUGGUGUCGAUGAGGCUAAAGAAGAGCUGGAAGAAAUUGUGGAGUUCCUUAGGAGUCCAGACAGAUAUAUAAGACUUGGCGCUCGUCCUCCUCGGGGAGUGCUAUUGGUAGGUCUCCCUGGCACUGGCAAGACUCUUCUAGCAAAAGCUGUAGCUGGGGAAGCAGAUGUACCAUUUAUAAGUUGUUCUGCAAGCGAAUUUGUAGAGCUGUAUGUGGGAAUGGGAGCUUCUAGAGUGAGAGAUCUAUUUGCAAGGGCAAAGAAGGAGGCACCAUCAAUAAUUUUCAUAGAUGAGAUAGAUGCCGUGGCAAAAAGCCGUGAUGGUCGAUUUCGCAUUGUCAGCAACGAUGAACGGGAACAAACAUUAAACCAGUUACUCACUGAAAUGGAUGGAUUUGACAGCAAUUCCGCAGUUAUAGUCCUUGGCGCAACUAAUCGUGCAGAUGUUCUAGACCCUGCACUUCGUCGUCCUGGGAGAUUUGAUCGUGUAGUAAUGGUGGAAACUCCUGAUAGACUUGGAAGAGAGGCUAUUUUGAAAGUUCACACUAGCAAGAAGGAGCUUCCUCUAGCGGGAGAUGUGAAUCUCAGUGACAUUGCAUCUAUGACCACUGGUUUUACUGGAGCAGAUCUAGCAAAUCUGGUAAAUGAGGCAGCUUUAUUGGCUGGAAGAGUGAAUAAAGUUGUGGUGGAGAAGAUAGAUUUUAUCCAAGCAGUUGAACGUUCUAUAGCUGGUAUAGAGAAGAAACAUGCAAAGUUACAAGGCAACGAAAGAGCUGUUGUUGCAAGACAUGAAGCAGGGCAUGCAGUUGUGGGAACUGCUGUUGCAAAUUUGCUUCCUGGACAGCCACGCGUUGAGAAACUCAGCAUAUUGCCCAGAUCAGGAGGUGCGUUGGGUUUCACAUACACACCGCCCACCACAGAGGACAGAUAUCUACUCUUUGUUGAUGAAUUACAUGGUCGACUGGUAACCCUAUUAGGAGGCCGUGCAGCUGAAGAAGUUGUUUACUGUGGCCGUGUGUCAACUGGGGCUCUUGAUGAUAUAAGACGAGCAACUGAUAUGGCCUACAAAGCUAUUGCUGAAUAUGGACUGAGCCCAACCAUAGGCCCAAUAUCAGUAACUACUCUGUCUAAUGGUGGACUUGAUGAGUCUGGUGGGGGAGCACCAUGGUCAAGGGAUCAGGGCCAUCUUGUGGAUCUUGUGCAAAGAGAGGUAAAACAACUUCUACAAUCUGCUCUUGAAGUAGCUCUUUCAGUGGUUCGUGCAAAUCCUACUGUUUUGGAGGGUCUAGGGGCUUAUUUGGAAGAAAAAGAGAAGGUGGAGGGCGAAGAGCUGCAGAAGUGGCUGAAAUUGGUUGAAGUCCCAAGAGAAUUGAGAACAUUUUUAGAAGGCCAACGGCAAAACCUUCUCCCUGUCAAGGCGAACUCCUGACAAGUUCUACACUUGGUCUUCAUUGAUCAAGUUUACCUAAGUGGUUUUUCGACCCUUCAUCAAAACAUGCUGCAGAGAACAUAACAGGCUGCUAUAACUGGUGGCGUUUCUUUUUGGGGGAGCCUAGUGGGAAGGAUAAUGACAUUCUUGCCUACAUCUGUGAUGAUACAACUGCCCUUUGGAUUUUUGAAACCUCUGGUCAAAUUCUAUUACUCCUUGGAAUCAACGAGUCCAUUUAUUGACCUAUUUCGGUUACUUUAAUUGACCUGAGGUGGUUUGUGUGGAUAGCAAGUGAUAUGCAAAGCUAUACGACUGAUCCCCACCACUCGAGACAUAGGUUUACGUAGGUAUACGGAUGUAUUUGUUGUACACUAGUAUUCUUGUGCACAAUUCGGCAAUUGUGCAGCGAGUACACAUCAUUUACUAGAUCAGUUCUUGCCAUAUUGUUCAAAUGAUGUAUCUGGGUAUAUACAGUUAGGGCUUUGUUUUACAAGUGAACACUAGCUGGCUACGCUGAAAGCAAGCUGCAUACGCAGUUAUAUACCAAUUAAUUUAACUCC